AUGAGCUUCUGUCUUAUCCUCUGCAUUCUCCAGUCUAUUGACUCGCUCAGUGCCCACAAGGGCCCCGUGGGUGCCAACACCGCACUAUGUAGGUCCUACUAUCUCCCCCAGCCUGUCGGUAGAGUGCAGAUCAGGCCAGAGGGGGCCGAAGCACUUCCAGCCACCGCUGGUGUCGAUGAUGGUCGUUUUGGCAAGAAGAUCCAGAAAAGGCAGCUCGAGGUCCCUGAGUAUGCGGCGAGCUUUGUCAAUUACAAGGCGUUGAAGAAGCUCAUCAAGAAGCUCUCUGCGACGCCGACCAUUCCAACCCAAAAUGAUCUUCAGCGCCCACCCGGGGUUAUAGAUUCCCAAGCAGCCUUGCAAGCAAACAAAGCUACGUUCUUCUUCCAGCUGGUAAGUCAGGCCCCUCUUGUAGGAGGAAGUCGUGCUAAGAUGGCGAAAAAGGAACGAGAACUCGAGAAAGUCAACGCAUUUUAUCUCCAGAAAGAGGCCGAGCUCAACAUUCGGCUCAAGACGCUAUUGGACAAGAAGAAGGUCCUCCAGUCUCGCAGUGGGAGCACGUCCAGGCGCUCUGCGAAGUUUACGACGUUAGAAGAAGGCUUCCAGCAAUUCGGCAACGAUCUCAAUAAUCUCCAGCAAUUUGUUGAAGUCAAUGGAACUGCCUUCUCUAAGAUCCUGAAGAAGUGGGAUAAGACGUCGAAAUCCAAAACCAAGGAGCUUUAUCUUUCCCGUGCUGUCGAAGUUCAGCCCUUCUUCAAUGCUACGGUCAUUAGCGAACUGUCCGACCAGGCUACUACGAGUCUUCAAGAACUUGGUGCGUGGGCCGAGGGAGAUAAUAUCAACUUCGAACGCAGCUCCGAGCAUAUCGUGAGCAGCCAGCAUCUAUUAGGAACGGACGAGGGCGAUGCCGAUACGCUGCUCCUAGACACUGUGAUCUCCGGGAACCUCGAGGCUCUCAAAGAUCUGCUUCUGAGAUUAAAGACGGCGGCAGAUCCAAAUGGCUCCCGAGAUAUUGCGCUACUAGAGCGGAUUACCAGAACCUUUUUGUCUGCGAUUAACGAAGCACCAGAAGCGUCAUUACAACUCCUUCUGGAUACUGGCCUGGUCGAUGUUCAAUCCGAGGAUGAUAUCAACGAGCGAAAUUGUCUUCAUCAAACUGCCAUAUAUGGCAACUCCUUUGUUCUCGGGGUUGGACUGUCGAAUGGAGUGGCAGUAAAUCGUACAGAUGUCUAUGGACGGGUCCCUCUGCAUUAUGCUUGUAUGCAUGGCCGGUUGGACAUGAUGGAGGCUCUGUUAAACGCCGAUCAAGCAACUAUUGAUUUAAUUGAUCACGACAACUUCACGCCCUUAGUUCAUGCAAUCAUACAUGGACACUAUGAGUGCGCCAAAAGACUACUGAACCGGUCCGCUCGUAUUGAUCCAAUCUCUGACAACGACCAUGUACCACUGAAUUUAGCUUGCGAACAUGGAUCUCUAGCAAUAGUCGAGUUGCUCUUGCAGCAUGGAGCUGCAAUCUUACCGGAUGCCGAAGGGCUGUAUCCACAACAUCUUGUCGCCCGCUCUGGCCAAACCCCACAGUUACUUCUUCUGCUGAAAGACUACGGCGCAGAUCUAGAUCAAAUCGACAAGCUCUAUUCUUGGACGCCUUUAUUCCAUGCUGCAAGCGAAGGCAAUGUACCCUGUAUGCGAACACUGCUCGAGGUCGGAGUCGAGACCAAGCUUCAGGAUGAGAAAGGCCUUCCUGCAAUGUAUUAUGCAGCAUGGGAAGGGCACUUGGAGUGCAUGAAGUUGUUAUCGUCCACAUCAGUUGAGAUGCGGAAACUAAGACAGCCAAUGCAAGACACCCAGCUCGGGCAAUUUACUGGGAGUAGUGCGCCAAUGCCAAUGAGCAUUGAUGCGGACGGUAUCCCAGAGCUCGAGCUUCCUCCUCCUAUAAUUCCGCUAAGACGAUACGGCCACAACUUCCUCGACACCAAGACGUUUGUACAGAUUAGCUUCGAAGAAAAUGGCGAGCAACCGAUGGUCUUCUUCCACGAUAGCAAAUAUCCUGCAGCUCGUCUUACUAUUUCUUCGAAACUAUCCGAUUUGAUACCCAAGAAUAUUUUGCUCCCAUUCCAGGAAGAUACCCGGCUUGUUUCAUUUCAGAUUGAUAACUUAGACUCCUUCGCCAUUGAUUUCGAUGUCUUUCCUACAUAUGGCGCAAAGGUUAUUGCCAAAACAGUUGCAUUACCCAGCACGUUCCGAGCAUUGCGGAGUAGCUCCGGGCGCUGUUGCCUUCCCCUCUUCGAUCCAAGGCUAAGGGCCAUUGGACAAAUUACUUUUAAUUUCCAAGUAAUCAAACCAUUCCAGGGCAAGCCAUUGGAAAUCACAGAUUUUGAGACAUAUUGGAAGGCCACAAGUCAAUUCGACCACAGACCAUCCGCAUUUAUCACUGGUUCAAGUCUGUCGGGGCAUUAUGUGCAACUAUUUGUCCAGCAUACUUGCGAUGGUGUACCUGUGCUCUGGCCAAGAUGGACGAUGGGCUAUAUGGAUAUCGAGUUUCCAGUGAGCCGUCUGACUUAUGCCCAAUUUGUCAGUGCUGGCUCACGCUACGCGAAGGCGGGAGACUUAUUAGAGCUCCCUAACUUACCGUUGGAAAAUAUUGAACAAGUUCAUCAGAUUCUAUCCAACUCCGCUGUGUCUCUCCAAAAUGCAUUGGAUCUUUUACCAAAGGGCAUGCAUGUCAACCUCCAGGUGCUGUAUCCCUCCUCUGAGGAGGAGGAAACACUUCGUUUGGGGCCAACAAUCAACAUCAACACAUUUGGGGAUGCAAUCCUUGGAGUCGUCUUCGACCAUGCAAGAGCCCUCCGAGAAAGAUCUCCAGAUGCGAUGAGAUCCAUUGUUUUUAGCUCAUAUAGUCCCACUGUCUGUACGGCAUUAAAUUGGAAGCAGCCAAACUAUCCCGUGUUUCUCUGCAACGACCUAGGGAGCGACAGCCAGAGGUCAGGUACUUCGGUGGCUGUAACGACCAGCGGGAGAAGAACAACGUCUAUCAAGGAGGCAGUUCGGAUUGCCCAAGAUAACAAUUUUAUGGGCUUGAUUUGCGUUUCGAGACUCCUAGACAUGGUGCCAGCAUUAGUUGAAGCGAUCAAAGCACAAGGGCUUGUUCUCGUUACGGAUGAGACUGGAGAACCGCCCGAGAGAGGGAAUCAUAAUGACCCCUUCCCGAGCCUUCCAGAUGGUAUAGAUGGGGUGCUGAAGGCGAACGGGGUGUUGAGGUUUAAUGAGAGUAUAGAUAUGUAG
Messenger RNA from Venustampulla echinocandica, 3279 nucleotides. RefSeq names its product SPX-domain-containing protein. Gene Ontology annotation, biological process: lipid metabolic process. Gene Ontology annotation, molecular function: protein binding; phosphoric diester hydrolase activity. The record is from RefSeq and is a predicted model, not a curated record. Bases 1 to 3279 code for a protein of 1092 amino acids. Lineage: Eukaryota; Fungi; Ascomycota; Leotiomycetes; Helotiales; Pleuroascaceae. The transcript has 7 exons.